This is a messenger RNA of Lodderomyces theae, 348 nucleotides long. RefSeq lists its product as uncharacterized. The transcript has 2 exons. Bases 1 to 348 code for a protein of 115 amino acids. The record is from RefSeq and is a predicted model, not a curated record. NCBI's taxonomy places the organism in Eukaryota, Fungi, Ascomycota, Pichiomycetes, Serinales, Debaryomycetaceae.
AUGCCGUUCUUAGCUGUACCAUUUUCUGUCAAAGUGGCGCUUGCGGUCGGAGGACUUGCGGGUGCGGGGUUGGCUGUAGCAAACAAUAGGGAGGCCAUAUUGCAAGCUGCAGAAAACCUCUUCAACCGAGGUGCCGAAUAUUGUCACAAAAAGCUCGAGGAGAAUAAAAUAAAGAAUCAGGGAGUUUUCGCUGAUGGCUAUGAAGACGACGCACUUGGUGAAGAGGCUGAAGGCAAUUCUACCGGAUACGAAAGUUUUACUGAUAUAAGUACUCCAAACACAACUGAUUUUCUGGAGAUAGACACAGACAUCGAGUCUGCAGAUGAGGAUGACUUAGAGUUAGAUUGA